AAAAAAGUGAUGGUUCGAUAGGAAGCUCCAGGAUUUUCCCAAAAAAGUCAUCCUUUUCCAUACGUCGUGUAAGCCAAAAAGCGUUGUGCAAGUGAGAUAGUUUUCGUCGGGAAAUGGCCUUGCUGCGGUGGAUUUGCGGCGGGGUGCUGAAUCGCAGCGGUAUUGUGUCCAAGCUCGCAUACCCUGGCCUGGUCGGCAGGUAUGGGAUCAAUCCGACACACUUAAGGCUUCUUUCAACGGCUGCAGGGGAAAGUAGGAAAGGUCUUGCCACUGGAAAAUGCACUCUCCUGCCAACCGGAAGUUGGCAGGAGUCCAACCAACAGCGACGAGGCUACAAAAACUUCGGCCAUCAGGACGAAAAGGAACCGCUGUACACGAAACUGUUUUCUAUUUUUCUCUGUACCAUGAUCGUGGGAUCUUGUUUGGAUUGGAAAAAGCUUGGAAAAGCUAUCGAUUGGCCAAAGGUAGACGCAGAUGCAGGAGUCGAGAUGGGAAAGAAGGACACCCCACAAGAAUUGGAUCACGAGGAGGAUGAUGAUUCGGAAAGUGACGUAGAUGCCCAGGGCAAAAAGAAGAAUCGUAAGGAAAAGAUCGGUUUUCGUGAUCGAAAGAUCAUCGAGUAUGAGAAUAGAUUGCGCACGUUUGCGACGGCUGACAAAGUGUUUCGGUAUUUUUCCACAAUCAAGCUGAUUCACGGGGAAUCGUCCACGGUCUAUAUGACACCGUACGACUUCCUGCGAGCAAUCACACCGGGAAUGAAACAGCCGGAGGGACUCGGACUGGAUCAGUACAAACGAUACGACGCCAAGAGUGUUUCGACCCGCUUGGAUUUGCAUCUGGACAGUGGCAGCAUCUUUUACAGGCUCGGGGCCUACGGAUUGAUUUCGUUCUCCGAUUACAUCUUCUUGUUGACCGUGCUGUCGACUUCCCGGCGGCAUUUUGAAAUUGCUUUCCGGAUGUUCGACUUGAACGGUGAUGGUGACGUGGACAGUGAGGAGUUUGAAAAGGUUGCUAAUUUAAUCCGCCAGCAAACCAGUAUCGGUAAUAGACACAGAGAUCACGCAAACACGGGCAACACGUUUAAAGGCGUUAACUCAGCACUGACGACCUACUUCUUUGGGCCGAAAAACGACGAGAAACUGACGAUCGAGAAGUUUCUCGAUUUUCAACAGCAGCUGCAGCGGGAGAUUUUAACACUCGAGUUUUUGCGCAAGAAUCCCGACGAAAAUGGCAACAUUAGCGAGGCGGACUUUGCGGAACUGUUGCUGGCUUACGCAGGCUAUCCGCAAAAGAAGAAAGUUAAGAAGAUCAAGCGUGUCAAGAAGCGGUUCCGCGAUCAUGGAUCCGGUAUCUCGAAGGAAGAUUAUCUGAACUUUUUCCACUUUCUCAACAACAUCAACGAUGUGGAUACUGCGCUGACGUUCUACCAUAUUGCCGGUGCCUCGAUUGAUCAGGAGACGCUGAAACACGUAGCCAGAACAGUGGCCCUAGUGGAGCUUUCUAGUCACGUGAUUGAUGUCGUUUUCACGAUCUUUGAUGAAAACAUGGAUGGGCAGCUAAGUAAUCGUGAGUUUGUAGCGGUAAUGAAGAACCGGCUUCUGCGUGGCCUAGAGAAACCGAAAGACACCGGUUUUGUUAAGCUGAUGCACUCGAUACUGAAGUGUGCCAAGGAUACGAAGCCUGUUUUGCUCGAUCUUUAAAUCCAUUUUCUCUCGAUGGGGGUGAUUGUUACGCUCAAAUCCGAAAAUUGCAAACGCUUAUCGGGCGAAAACGUGUCUCUAAACUAUCGUCUCUAAGUACACUCACUAUCUAAGCAUCAUGUAUAACCUGUAAGCAUCUAGUGAGUCUAAUGUUUAAGUAAGAACCGUGUAUAUGUUUUACGAACGGACGAAAUUCGAAAGAGAAUGAAGAAAAAAGAUCGUGUUACUUAUCGUUAAGUUUCUUAAACCUGUCGUACCUUUGUCCUUUGAGGAAAGUCAUUGCCUAUGCAUAUUCGUAGCCAUACCUAUCUCGCUCGCUUAGUUGGAAGCAUUAGGUAAAUCAACACUAAUGCGUUGUGUAUUUUUUUUAAGUUUAAAAAUUCACAAUUCAACUGUCCUAUAAUAAAAUUUUUCUAUCGUGUUAC
Molecule: messenger RNA, 2125 nt
Organism: Anopheles nili
Lineage: Eukaryota; Metazoa; Arthropoda; Insecta; Diptera; Culicidae
Gene: MICU1
Product: calcium uptake protein 1 homolog, mitochondrial
Exons: 10
Coding region: 114-1700 (528 amino acids)
Biological process (GO): calcium import into the mitochondrion; mitochondrial calcium ion homeostasis
Cellular component (GO): uniplex complex
Molecular function (GO): calcium ion binding
Source: RefSeq, a predicted model, not a curated record